AGUUCGCGGGGCAUGCCGGGAGGAAGCUGUAGUUGCUAGGGAAGAUGGCGGCCCCCCAGCAGCAGCAGCAGGCCCCGUCUCAGGCCCCGCCACCCGGCCCGCCGCUCACGCUCCAGGCGGGCCCGGGGCCGCAGCCCCAGCUGCAGACCCAGGCGGCCGCGCAGGCCCAAGCCCAGGCCCAGGCCGCCGCGCAGGCGCAGGCGCAGGAUUUCGACCCCGUGCAGCGCUACAAGAUGCUGAUCCCGCAGCUGAAGGAGAGUCUGCAGAACCUGAUGAAAAUCGCGGCUCAGAAUCUCGUCCAGAACACGAACAUCGAUAACGGGCAGAAGAGCAACGAUGGGGUGGUGCAGCGUUUCGACAAGAGCCUGGAGGAGUUCUACGCCCUGUGCGACCAGCUGGAGCUAUGUCUGCGGCUUGCCUAUGAAUGCCUGUCACAGAGCUUCGACAGCACCAAGCAUUCCCCCAACCUGGUGCCGACAGCCACCAAACCCGAUGCGGUGCAGACUGAGAGCCUGCCCUACACCCAAUACCUGAGCAUGAUCAAAUCCCAGAUCUCCUGCGCCAAGGACAUCCACAAUGCCCUGCUGGAGUGCUCCAACAAGAUCACUGGCAAGAUCCCCGCCCAAGGGGGGCCGUAGCCCGCGGCGCUGGCACAGUUGUUGCUCCUGCUCUGCGACAGGCAUGGUUUGAAGGAGACUUGGAUCGUUUCCAGGCCGGCGCUGUGUCAGACGGUGAAACUUUACAAACUUGCACCUGACCCAUGGCCUGUCUCAUGUCCUCUGAAUUCCCUGCGUGGGUGGAUGGUCUCGUCUGUAUGGAGAGUGAAACAAAUGUUCCUGGUCUGCUUCUUCCUCCCCUCUCAUUCUUCUCUAACUCCCUCUGGUCUUACUCCUUCCUCUCGCCCAGGCCUGAUCCUCAGCUGCCAUCAGUCAUCAGGCCUUCGCCAACCUCACUGUUGCUAUGCUAGUCUAUGCCACCCGAUGUCUUGGCCCACAUACAUUCAGAACACAUUAGCCCUGCUAAAACUGACUGACCCGGCAUGCGAUCACUUGCUGAGUCUGCCAUGCCAGGGCCUAAGCACCCUCCACUCCCCUUUAACUUCAGGAGGGGUCGAGGAGACCUUAGAUUGAGCUGCUAAUGAAGUGAGGAGGAUCAGACAGAAUCUUUCUCUGCCAUCAAAUUAAAACCUCCCCCAACCCCAGGUGAAUGGGCUGGAUUGUAGCUUUCCAGGUUGGUGGGUGUAUUAUUUAUUCUUUUUAUACAGUAACCAUUUCAGAGAAAUGCCAUUGAGUUAAAACAACCCCAGGUGUUAACUUCCUCCCGCCAUCACACUGCCUUUACCCCAUUGUAACCUUUCUGUCCUUUGAGACAUUUCUCUCCUGACCAGCAUGGAGCGAGAGGGGAGCUGGGCUCCGGUUCAUUUAAAGCUCAUUUAUGAUAGCUCCUGUGAUUGUUUAAAACAGAGGGCUGGACUGUGAUUCCAUUCACACCAACGCAGAGCAGAAGUAAUGAACAGAAUUAUCUCUGCGUCAGACUGGCAUAAAACCUAAAGGAGAAUCAGUUCCAAAGAGUGAAUUAAAGCAGAACAACUUUGAUUCAGUUUGUUUCCCUCUAUUUGUCAGACUCAAUCUUGCCUGGUCAGUUUCACUUUCCAUUUCUGAUCAGUUUCACCUCUCUCCCUUCCCCAUUUGCUCCAGGGAUCUGAAUUUUACUCCUGGGGGAAUUCUGCAUCAAUUAACAUGUGCAGAAUUCCUGUUCCCCACAGAAUUUUUUUGUUUCCCCGCAGAACAAUAGAUUCUGAAAGGGAAGCCACAAGGGGGGGGGGUCACAUGCCCCUCCUUGGCAGCGGUCCCAAGUGGGCACAUGGGAGCAGCUGGGAGAGAUGUAAAUCACUGCUGCGGGGCUGGGCGUGCAGGCAAGACACUGACUCUAUCGCGAUGCACCCAGCGGGGAGGGGCAGGGCACCGGGGUGUUUGUGGGUAAGGCCUGGCCCUUGCUUUGUGUCAGGGUUGGGUGGAGGGGGGAGGGUUGCAGGGUGAUCCCCCACCUCCGUGCAGCCUCAGUGUGUGCCCCUUGCUGCACAUGCCCUGCAGAGGCUGACGCAAGCAGCUGUGGGAAGCUGCAAGGAGCCUUGGCUGGGGCACCAUUAAAGGAGGGCGGGGGGGCACCUGCCCCCCCCGCCAAGUUUCACACCGGCGGUCAGCUCGCGGCGCACGCCCCAGUUCCGGGCGGAGCUCUUACCUGCAGCGCCACACAGGCAGGUCCCUCCUCCAGGACCUGGAAUUCUCUGGCUGUGACUCCCAUGGUCCGUUUCCUCCACUGCCCUAGGGCUUCUGGGGGUGGGGCAGGCAAGAAAGAGGGUGGGAGGGGGGAGCACAAGUCCCCAGAGGUGGGGGGUGGGGAGAAGAAGCAGAGGGAGCACAGGGCUCCCAGUUGCCGGGAGGCUGUUGGAGCCUGGCGGGGCCAGUGGGGUGGGAAGGGGGAGUCAGUCUCCAGGGGAAGAGAGAGGUGAGGGCAUAGGGCUGUGCCCUGAGGGAGGGGGGCAGUGAGCAUGGGCGGAGCAGUUGAGGGGGCACAGUCCCUGUGGCAAGGAUCCUGAGGGGAAGGGAGCUGAAGAAGGGUGGGGGGCUAGGAGCAGCUAAGUUUUGGGAUUUGUUCUCAGAGAAUCAGGGAGCACCUUCACCUCCCCCUGGGAAGAGGCUGGGGACAGACCCCCCCUAAGACGAUGCCUUCACUCAGCUGACUCAUUUGCUCUCUGCCUUCCUCCCCAUCUCUCCUACUUCAGGGUAACUUAGACCUUGGUCCUGCAGUGAGGAUCCAUGUGGGUGCAGGGGUUUCUUUAACUCUGCUCCUGGGGGAAUCUUUUUUGUGCCCUGUAUUGUUACAGACAUACUUCCCGACAGGGAUUGUGAAAUAAAUUCCCCAAAUAAUUGAAACCGGCAGGAUUAUAUUGUUAUUUUGAGGAAUAAAAUAUGCAGAAUUUUAACAGAUUGUGGUGCAGCAUUUUUCAUUUUUGGAUGCAGAAUUCCCACAGGAGCUGAAUUUGGGCUCCUCAAAUUACAAAGUGCGGUUUAGAAUUUAAAUUCAGAAGGACAAUGAGUUUCACACACGCUUUGGGCCAUUUUUUUUUUU
This is a messenger RNA of Dermochelys coriacea (leatherback sea turtle), 3132 nucleotides long. It is a transcript of the gene MED29, whose product is annotated as mediator complex subunit 29. Lineage: Eukaryota; Metazoa; Chordata; Testudines; Dermochelyidae. The transcript has 4 exons. Bases 45 to 638 code for a protein of 197 amino acids. Gene Ontology annotation, cellular component: mediator complex. Gene Ontology annotation, biological process: regulation of transcription by RNA polymerase II. Gene Ontology annotation, molecular function: transcription coregulator activity; transcription factor binding. The record is from RefSeq and is a predicted model, not a curated record.